Molecule: messenger RNA, 1887 nt
Organism: Cantharellus anzutake
Lineage: Eukaryota; Fungi; Basidiomycota; Agaricomycetes; Cantharellales; Hydnaceae
Exons: 11
Coding region: 1-1887 (628 amino acids)
Biological process (GO): exocytosis
Cellular component (GO): exocyst
Molecular function (GO): phosphatidylinositol-4,5-bisphosphate binding
Source: RefSeq, a predicted model, not a curated record
AUGGAUGAUGAGGCUGCCGAGAUUGAGCUGCUGGAGCAGCAUCUUAACAAGUCCACUCAGUUGUCGACUCGUAUGACAUCUAUAUUACAGAAAUUCGAUUCACGGCUAGUGAGACUCGAAAGCACUAUCCUACCGCUUCACAAGUCAACACAGUCGCUGACCAGAGUUGUGGAGAAUAUCAAUAGGACGUUGGAAGUCAUUGAACGGCUCGAGAGUGAGCAUGAGAAUGUGGCAGCUGAGGAGGCUCUCAUCAUGAGAGGUCCACGCGAAGACCAAUUGCUUGAAUAUAUCGACGCAAUACAGAAACUGAAUGUGAACAUUGCGUUUAAAGCUGCGGAGCGGGCAAGCAACGAAACAGCACGUCUUGUCGAAACGGGAGCAAAGAAACUCGCCCAAAUGUUCACAAAAUUUGUUGCGGAAUCAGCAUCCGCCCCUCAGCUCGCAAAUCCCAUGUCGUACCUGUCGUCCCUCCCAUCCGACAUUCCCAUCAUUGACCCCGGUCUUUUGGAGAUAAUGCGACCUCUUGUUGGUUGCCUCAGAGGGCUCCCUGUUCCAGCAACUCAUCCCUCUCACCCCGCAGCUGUGACCACUCUCGCCACCCUUCAGGAAGCACAAAAAGGCUAUGCUGAGAUGAGAAGCUCUUGGGUGAAGCGAGGUCUUGAACCUGAAGCUCAUCGAAUUGUGGAUGAGGCGGCGGUAGGAGGUGACGCAGGCGUCGCUGUUGGUCAAGAGUUCGGAGCGUGGAUUGAGACUCUCAUACUGCUUGCCGAGUCAGAGGAGGCCUUAAUGAAAGAAACGGCGCCUCUUACAUCCCCCUCUGCCUUGCACACAACAUUUUCCACGCUGACACUCCCGCUCGUCAGUCUCAUGUCUUCGACACUCGCGGCCCUGCAGGCGAUAAUAAAGAAGUCAAAAAGCAACACCCAUCUUCUCCUAACAUUUUCUCUUUUUUCUUCAUUGGCAGAUACUACCCUUCAGGCCCGGUUCGAUAGUGUGCUUCGUGCUCCGAGGACGUCGAGGAAGACCAACGAACUUGGAGACGCGAUGCAUAGCGUCCGAGCUACUUGCCUUCGAGCUUUUCCGGAACUUUUGGCUGACAUCAAAAUGGCCGGCGUCAUUUCGGCUGAUAGGGUAGUUGACCUGGGCUCGGGAAUAGCUCCUAUAAGUAGCAUCACAGUCGAGUUUUUGAAGAGGCUUCCAGCCGUUCAAGAUGGUGUUGUGGCAGCUUUGAGAGUCCUCGGAGAUGGGAACUGGAACAUGGGAGCCGCGACGGGAAAUAUGAGACGUGUCGGAGAGCUCCAAGAAAUAAACGAUGGAGGACUCCUGGAGCACUUCACAUACGACGUGAUAUCGAACCUCCUAACAACGCUCACAACACUGACCAAAACCCAGAGACAGCUUUCACUUUCAUCCAUCUUCCUUCUAAACAAUAUCUCCUUCCUCCGACACCAUCUUCUUAUAGCUACGCCCACCCCUGUCGACGACCUGCUCUCUGAAAAGACUCAGUCCCUCCUGAAUGCCACUUUCCGCAGCGCCAAAGCGACCUACUUGGAAUCCAACUUUACCGUCCUAGUUUCCUGCCUCUCGGAAGACAAAGCACAGAGCGGGUUAGGAUCAGGAAAACAGAGCACGAAGGAGAAAGCGUUGCGUUUUUUCGACUGUUUAGAGGAUGUAAUGGAGAGACAUCGUUUUGCUAAAGGGAUUAUGGAGGAUGAUGAUGAAGGGAGAACGAAGAUGGCGGAUGAUGUCGUAAAGCUAGUUAUCCCAGUCUUGGCGGCGUUCUUGGCGAAGCAUCGAGAGAAAGAAUUUAGUAAGAAUCCAGCGAAGUAUAUUAAAGCUUCCCCAGAAGAAGUUGAGCGACAAUUGAGAGCAUGCUAUGGAGGUUGA